Messenger RNA from Ichthyophthirius multifiliis, 863 nucleotides. RefSeq lists its product as hypothetical. NCBI's taxonomy places the organism in Eukaryota, Ciliophora, Oligohymenophorea, Hymenostomatida. The annotation marks the transcript as partial. The record is from RefSeq and is a predicted model, not a curated record. The transcript has a single exon.
AAAUUUUUUUUACAUUCAAAAUAAUAAAUUGUUCUUUAUCUAAGUCUACUAAUAAUUUAUUUUAAUCUUAUCUUUUAACACAAAUUUCUAGAAAUUCUUAAAAACUAACAAAUUUUGGUGGUAUAAUAGCAUUUGGAAAUUUUUCCUCAAUUUUAUCGCCCAAAACUUUAAUGUUAAGCUUUUCGCAAUCCUUAAUAAUAAGUUUCCCAAUAACAUCUCCUUUUAACUUUCCAUCAAAAAAUAUAUUAUUAAAAAAAAAAUUCGUAUAACUUUCAAAAUUAACUUCAUUAAUUUUUGUGAUAUCCUAAAAAGCUUAAAUAUAAAGUGGUUAAUUCUCAUAUUUCUUCUUUAAAUACACACAGACAUUAUUAAAAAUACUUUCAAUAUCAUUUUUUUUAUAUCCGAAUUAAUAAGAAGGCCUCCUCUUCAAUUAAGGUAAAUUUUUAAUUCUUUCAUCGAUUUUAUUUUUCAAAAUACCCUUAAGUGUUUCAGAAUUAUUAUUAAUAUCCUUAUAAAAUUUGCAAUUUUUCGAAUAUUCAAAAGGUAAAUGAUUAACAAUUUUUAAGACAAUUUUUUCAUUUUCUAUUGUUUAUUUUGAAAUUAUAUUAUUCAUCUUCUCCAUAUAAAUCUUCAAAAUAAAUUUCUCAAGUUCACUUUCGAUUAUCAUUUAGAUUUCUUCCGCUGUUAAAUAUUCAUAUAAGUUCAUGCUAUUUUUCCUAGACUAACUUUUAUUCCAAUCUUUUCCUUAUUAAACGAAUUUUUAUUUCCCUAUUUUUAUUUUAUAUGCUAUAUAAGUGUUUCCUCCAGGAAUUCUCCCACAUGAAUAAAUCAAAAUAUAAACGAAAAAAUCAAAAAGUCUUCUC